AUGAUGACAAAGAUUGGUCAGAGACCCCUCGGGUCACUGACUCCGCCCACUUAUGAAGAACGGUCUGAAGAGAAGGUAUAUAACCAAUCGGGAGACGAUAGGACAGACAUCUUCUCUCCGACUUCCCGAAACUAGAGUCUAGUCCCGGAAGAAUGCAGAACGUCUUCGUCUUCCUGAUGAUUUUCCUCGUUUCCACGGCCAGAAGCGCCAUUUUCGACCCUUAUCCGGCGUAUUCCUACGCCUUGAACUCCUUCCAACAGUCCAACGGAUAUCCCUCCCAGAACUCCUACGGAUCCUACCAACAAAACUACGGAUAUCCCUACGCGUCCUACCAGAGUCCCUACGUCAACUCUGCGCCUAUCAACCCUUACCCGGCUUAUAACUACGCCCUGGGAUCCUACCAACAAGCCAGCGGAUAUUCCUAUUCGCCCUUCAAAAGUGCCGACGGUUUCUACGCUUCCUGUGGCAAUACCGCCGCCGUCUGGGGAUGCUGA
Molecule: messenger RNA, 494 nt
Organism: Caenorhabditis auriculariae
Lineage: Eukaryota; Metazoa; Nematoda; Chromadorea; Rhabditida; Rhabditidae
Source: the annotation of a GenBank genome assembly